Messenger RNA from Uncinocarpus reesii 1704, 588 nucleotides. RefSeq lists its product as uncharacterized. The transcript has 2 exons. The record is from RefSeq and is a predicted model, not a curated record. The coding region runs from base 1 to 588 and encodes 195 amino acids. Lineage: Eukaryota; Fungi; Ascomycota; Eurotiomycetes; Onygenales; Onygenaceae.
AUGCCGCCAACAGAUCAGCCUACAGAAGAGCACGGGUCGAUAUCCACGGCUUUCAACACGGAACAACCACCUCAAGUUGGGAUCAAACUCAGUGCACAGGGAGUAUUGGCAGCCACUGUAGCCUUUGCGACUGGAGUUGGCCUCGGAUUUUCCCACGGCAGCACAAAAGCGGCGUUUCGAUUUCGUGCUGAAAAUGCCCACCGUUUCCCGACGGACUCCGCUGGGUGGUAUCAGUAUCACAAGAGCAAGAACUAUACCUCCAUGCUUGGGGGAUUGAAGGAUGGAAUGAAACUCGGAACAAAAUUGAGUGUGGGGGUGCUGGGGUUUUGCUUCCUGGAAGAAAUCGUCAAUCAAGCCCGUCACGGCCCUAGGGAUUUCUUUUCCACUGUGACCGCGGGCUUGACCUUUUCUGGAAUUUACAGCCUAUUUGCUCGUCACGAUGUGUAUACCGCUGCAAGAACGGCAAAGCUCGGACUGAAAUUGAGUCUUGCCUACGGGUUGGCCCAGGACGCCCUAGCAGUAGCAAAGGGGAACAAACCAAGAUAUAUUACCUGGGUAACGAGUAAAUUUCGCGGAGAUGACCAAUGA